Molecule: messenger RNA, 1284 nt
Organism: Lathyrus sativus (Indian pea)
Lineage: Eukaryota; Viridiplantae; Streptophyta; Magnoliopsida; Fabales; Fabaceae
Source: the annotation of a GenBank genome assembly
AUGGUUGUCAAAUUGAAGAGAGAACCUCUCCAAGCAUGCAUGACAUGCCCCAUUUGUCUUCACCUUCUCAAAGAUGCUACCACCAUCUCUCUCUGUCUUCACACUUUUUGCAGGAAGUGUAUAUAUGACAAGCUUUCGGAUGAAGAGGUCGAUUGUUGUCCGGUAUGCAACAUUGAUCUCGGCAUUCUUCCCGUCGAAAAGCUCAGGCCUGAUCACAAUCUGCAAGAUAUUAGGACCAAAAUAUUCCCGUUUAAACGAAAAAAGGUUGAAGCCGAAGAAGUUGUUCCUGCAAUACCCCUACCGGCAAAAAGGAAAGAAAGAUCUCUUUCGUCAUUGGUGGUUAGUGCUCCCAAAGUUUCAACACAUAUAGGCUUUACAGGAAAGAGAACAAAAACUGGUACGAGAAAGGCUUCUGCUUUACGCGGAUGCAGUUUUAUCGCCGAAGGUUCUGUAAAGAAAGAAGAAACACUUGACGAAGAUAAUCUGGGUUCUUUCAUAGCGGAGACUUCUAAGAAGCAUAGACCUAAUGAAGAUGCAAACAACAAUGUGGACCUUACCGAAGGAAAGGCUGAUCUCUGGACGCCGUUGAACUGUCUUGUUGAAGCGGCCAAUAGAACAAAGUCCUCGAGGUCAAAUUUACAAGGGAGUCCUCUUGCCAAACUAGAGUCCCCGGUUACUCCUCACGGUGGAUUAGUGAUAUCUGAAACUGCCAAAUCAGAGCCACCUACAUCAGUUCAGAGUGAAUUACACAUGCCUAAAACCAAGAACAAGAGUAAUGGACAUAAAACAAAGUUUGGAGAUGACAAGGAUGGAAAUGCCUUGCCUACGGGAUCGGUGAAGCGAAAAAGGCUACGUCCGGCUAAUCAGAAGAGAACAGCAGCAUCUGAGAUGUCUGCCUCAGCACAACUCGUGUUAGAUACAACAGGGAGCAGGUGCAACAGGAAAAACAGUCCUAUUUGGUUUACAUUAGUUGCUUCAGAAGACCAGAAUGGAGAAAUUUCCUUGCCACAGAUCUCGGCUUGCUAUUUAAGAAUAAAGGAUGGUACUGUGCCCGUCUCGUUUAUUCAAAAGUACCUCAUGAAGAAACUUAAUCUUGCAAGCGAAGCCGAGGUGGAAAUAAUAUGUCGGGGUCAGCCCGUGCUCCCAUCUUUGCAAAUGCAUAACUUAGUAGAUCUGUGGUUCUGCACAGCAUCAACAUCGAAAAAGCUACCGGCAUCAGUAGGAUCUUCGGCUAAGGACUUUGUGAUGGCUUUAUCUUAUUGUCGAAAGACCUUACCUCUUUGA